This is a messenger RNA of Nomia melanderi (Alkali bee), 2411 nucleotides long. RefSeq lists its product as uncharacterized. Lineage: Eukaryota; Metazoa; Arthropoda; Insecta; Hymenoptera; Halictidae. The record is from RefSeq and is a predicted model, not a curated record.
UUUACAAGUCGCAGGGGUCUCAGUCAACGAGCGUUCGCGUCCCAGUGCAGAUCGGUCGCGGUGUAAAGUAUUAUCUUUUUGUCUCCGUAUUGGUCCCUCCGCCACUCCGUCGAUAGCGUAGCAUGUGCCCACCAGUUCACAGUCGCGUGUACGUUUACCUGCCGCAUCACCAGCCCCACAAUAAACUCGUGUCGUACGGCUACCGUUAGGGUCGCCGGUCACACUGUUCCGUGCUGAUACAAUUUGUCCACCUCGCGUGCAAACCGCGUGUAACCCGCGUGUGGCCCGUUGUCGCGAAACCGUCUCGAUCGGUGUACAGUGAAUAGUAUGAUUUUUUUUUGGAUAUUCCAGUGAAAUCGGUUCGGGAUUGCCUGUAUCGGGUGGGCGAGUUCGCACGUGGCACGAGAAGUGGUUGCGCGUGUAUCGGCAGCUAGACGAUCGGGACGAACGAGGCGGAGAUCGAAGGAGGGUAACCCCAACAGCUUCUCUCCCGGUCACCGGACAAGAAGGGAAAAAAAGAGAAUCGAGUGAACGGAACGGAAAGAUCGGGGACAAGAUACGAAAUUGCGAGAGCAAACCGUCGAGAGGGACAGAGACCGCGCCGGGGAGGGGGAAAGGAGAGAAAAAGACAGAUAGAAAUCUCAUUUCGACGAGCAACCAGCCACAGGCAAGAUGAGCUGCUGCACGAGCGCGCCGAUCGUAACCCAAACUUGCGAGACACUGCUGAGCAAGUGCGAGGUGCCGAUCAUCGACCUCGCUCACAUGGGCACCGAGAGAUGUCCCCAGAAGGGUGUCGUGAAGCAAGUGGCUUCGAAGCUGUUAAGGGCGCUGUCCGAGAAAGGACUGGCCUUGCUCGUCAACCACGGCAUUCCGGAAUGCAAGUUGAAGGCCGCUUACAGAGCUCUGGACGCGUUCUGCGAGCUACCGGAGGAGACGCGAGCCAAAUACCAGAAGAACUCGCCCAACAACCAUGGUUACAUCAAGCCUGGACCGUCCACGUACACCGACGAGAAAGAAGCUCGACACGUUUUCAACGUGACCGGAAGUGGCGGGAACCUGCCGGACGAGGAAGUGCCAGGCUUCAAAUUGGCCGUCGACGAACUAGCGCGAGAUUUCAAACAGCUGUCCGCCAUGCUCUUAACUGCUCUGGCCGUGGGCCUAGAGCAAUCACCUGACUUCUUGCUCUCGAAGCACUCGCGAAUGCUGGAAUCUGGUAACGAGUCCAUCCUUCGUCUACUUUACUAUCCGCCCCUUGGUGCACCGGCGCCAGGACUGGCUCGUUGCGGCGCCCAUUGCGAUUAUGGGACUCUCACCUUACUAGCACAGGACUGCGAAGGAGGUCUGGAGAUACAAACUCCACAUGGAGAACGGUGGGGACGUGUCGGCCAUCUUCCGGGUGCCAUUUUGGUGAACACCGGCGACAUCUUGGCGAAUUGGACGAACAAUCAGCUACCAGCGCUUCGACAUCGCGUCGUUGUUCCGGAACACUGCGGCCGAGGUCGUCAUUCCAUUGCCUUCUUCGUCCAUCCAGAUGACAACACACCCAUUGAACCACUGGAUACCAAAAUCGCGAUACCUAAUCAAGAACCAGCGCCGUGUCGUUUACAAAAAAAGAAACGCGGAGUGCUGACCGCGUAUCAACAUCUGCAGCGUCGUCUUCGAGAAACUUACGCCUCUUAAUACUGUUGACUCUAUUAUACGUUUUUUGUUCCCCUCGAACCAGAAUGGUCCAAGUAACACAACCAUUGAAUAUUGAAAACGAACGACACGCGACGAUGGAUUAAUCUGAUUGGGAAACUAAUCGUCUUAUAAUGAAAUUGACGAUAAACAAAGAAGGGCAUGAUCGAGCAAUUAAUGUUGAAACGAUAUAACACGCCGUUUCAAAUGAGACAGGAAUUCCAUUGGUAACUUGUAAGAACUGCGACGAUGAUGAUGAUGAUGUUGCAUCACGAAGGCAAUAAUAAAGAAAUUUGUACUUACAGUUUGUAAAAAGGCAUUUUAUACAAGCGAAUUUAGAUUUCCCAAGUACAAGAAAGAAGAUAGGAUUUUUUUUCCAUUUUAUAUUUAACGGGCAUUGUUCCGUAGUCACUUAAAUACAAAAACAUCGAUUCAGAAUCCGAUAUCCCACAUGACUUUCGGACGCUUUUUCUGUAAUGUGACACAGACUAUAGUAUCUCCAGGUUGGAAUGACACAGUCGGAUCAUCGAAUCUAAGGCCGCACUCGACGUUCAUUUCUAUUUUCGACACCUCGUCUUUCAAGUGUCUCAUUGACACUAAUUUUCCUGCAAAAAAAAGUAUUUACAUAUUAUUCGACACUUGACUGAUACACGUACUAUACAAGUAUUAUUAUUUUAAUGUACAUCGAGAAAUUAAGAGAAGCAAACAAUAAAGAUGAAACAAUUGAUACUGUC